AUGUCGGAAGAUUUGGGAGGGAACAUCUCACAGAUAAAAAAGUUUCUUUUAGAAAAUAACCCAUCAAAGUUUUCUAAAAAGAAUUCAGAUGACGAAGUUGAUGGAAUUUAUGCUACAUUUCGAGAGUCCUUCCCGAAGUUAUUGUUCCCCUUGAGGCAAAAUAACUCGGAACUAUCUGAUUCUUCGAGAUUGAUGAUUAUUGAUUCUUUAUCUAUAUGGUUUCUAAGGUCUCAUCAAAUUUUACAAAAUAAAAAAUUAAGGUCAGAAAAGUACUCAGCAGAUAUUGAAAAGCUUUUAAUUGAUGAAACUAAUAAUUUCCUGUUUCAAUAUAUUAUAGAUUUUUCGAGUGGGAGUUCCGUUGCAAUGCUCAAUGCCUUGAAGGGCUUGCUAGAAAAUUUGUUACAUUUAUUGAAAAUGAUGUAUGAUGAAGAUCAAUAUAAAUCGUUUUUCAUGCAAUGGAUAAAUCAAAUCCUCGACCUCCCCUCCAACCUACGUGUUCAAUACAAUUUAAUUACUGCAUUGUCUAAUGAUUUUGAUCUCUUCUAUAUCCUUGAGAACAAAACUGACUUCAUAAAGACAUCAUUAUCUAUGAUGAGCUCUGAGUCGCUUUCCAACCCUGUGGGGAAAUGCCUCGUAGCUCUAUUAAUCAAUAUUUAUGCUAAAAAAUACGAAAAUAACACGACUAAUAUUACAGAAUGGUUAAAUAUCUGGUGUGAUGACACAGUCACUUACCUGAGAAAUGGAAAAUUUACAAAACCUAUAAAACUAUAUUUAUUGACCCCAUUGUUCAAAUAUUUGCCUAAGGAUGUUUUUACAAGGUUUAUACAAAAGUCCAACUUCAACGAUGACCCAAAUUUGUUGCUUUCUGUUUUAAAAAUCGGUCAAGAUCUUGCAAUAGAGGAAGAACCAUUCGACCCAAAAGUCAACUUAUUGCCUUCAGACAUGGUAGAAGAAUUACUCCAGGAUGAUACCCAUAAACUUCAAAUGUUUGAAUUGCUGGCCUACAGUAAUAAAAAAUCUAAGACCAUUCCUACUUACGUGCUCGAUACUAUAAGAAAUAAUUUAGGUAUCUUUUUUGUAGACGUCGAAAUUGAAACCCGUAAUUAUUUCGCAAGUUCAUUUAAGCAUUUUAUACUAAGAUUAAGGGAUUCUGCAUAUGCUAUUGAUAGAGAUGCUAAAAAGCUGGAAAAAGCUGGCAAGUUUCCCGAUGAACUUUUGGGAAAGCUAGAACUUAUAGAACAAUACAAAUCUUUCUUGAAGUGGCUACUAAAGUUCCUUAAGAGCCAGCUUAUCGUUGAUAUCCAAUAUCAACGAAUAUCCCUCUCAUUUUCAAUCAUACAAACACUUAUUGAAUCAGGCUUGGAUGAUUCAGUGCCAGAAAGUUUCUUGCAUCUUCAAUAUAAGAGACCAUAUCCAUUUAGUAUUUCGAUAUUAAAUGACGCAACAUUUUUCAGAUUGUUGUUAGACAACUUGUCAAGUACUUUUAGUGAUAUUAGAAAAUUUGCCAAUCAAUUUUUGCUUAUGGGUAUUGCAACACCAUCGUCCAACGGCCUGUUUUCAACAAUUAACAGGGAGAAACUAGCUGUCAUUGCUCAAGAAAAUCUAAACGUUUAUCAGAAUUCAGAAAUUGGAGCCUCUAUUGAGCUAUUCCUCUUUAGUAUUUCUGAUGAUAAAGCAUCUUUCAUUGAGCACCGCUUAACUCAACUAAGUAUUAGAAUAGAUAAAACUACAGAAAACCCUGUUCAAUAUUUGAAUAAUGGUAUAAGCAGUUCUUUAACCUCUUUAAGUAUGUUACUUGAGUCCUAUGAAAAUACUACUGACUUUCUCCACAUUAUAUCAGACUCACUAGAUUUGAUAACAGGCACUUGGGAUGUUGUCAGUGAAAUUAUGUGUCAUGAUGCUUCCGACUCCUUGCUCCCAAUGAGAUACAUUAAUUCUGGCAUUCCUGAUCAGCUUUUUACUAGUUAUGCCUUUAGGUCGAUCAAAGAAAGUUCCUCUCUACUACAUGUACUAUUACAAAAAUACCCACUCUCGCACGAUCAACUUACAUAUAUUGGGGAUCUUUUAAUUGUUCAGCUACUGAAUAUCCGUCAUAGCGGUGCCUUCCAAGCUGUACUACCAAGUUUUAGAACGUGUUGUAUACGAUGUGGAAAAGAGACUCCCGCCCAAUUAAAUAUAUGGUUGAAUAAGAUCCUCGAUUCUCUCGAAGUGAAAACACAGCAUAUGACAAGAAGAUCUGGUGGACUACCGUUUUUGGUUACAAAUAUAUUAUGUGCUUUGCCUGACAAAAAUAAGCUUGAAUUGCAGUAUGUUAUGAGACACUUACUAAGAUUGGCGUCUUCAUCGAGUGGUCUUGAAUACCACGACAAUAAAGAUGCUCCUCAGAUUACAGCUUUUAAUUGUAUCAAGGCAAUAUUUAUCGAGUCGAAAUUGUCGAACGCUUGUACUGAAUAUGUUACAGAGGCUCUAGCACUUUCUUUCAAGUACUUCACGUCUGAAAUUUGGGCUUUAAGAAACUGUUCGUUAAUGCUGUUCACUUCAUUGAAAAAUAGGAUAUUUGGAAAGGCAAACAAGACAUUGAGUGCCCGUGUAUUCUUCAGUAAAUAUAUUGGCUUAAAGGAAACACUUUUACGGAUGCUUCAAGAUAGUGUUCUCAGUGUGAAUGAAACUUCUGGUGUUGAGUCACUCUUUUUAGUGUUGAGUAUAUUGCUCUCAUUGAAACCAUCUUCAGGGCACGAUGAUUUAUCGCCAUUCCUAUAUUAUAUCAAAAAAUGUUUGUCUGAUAAAAGCUGGAAGGUAAGAGACAUGGCUGCUAGAACCUUAGCAUCAAUUGUCUAUGACCAUCAUUCUGAGUUGAUGGACUUGACUAGUAAGUGCAAUAUUUCUGAUCAAAAUGGAUUACAUGGUAACUUAUUAGCAAUCUUAUAUUUGAUAUCUGACCCUGAGCAUAUGCUCACCAAAGAAAGGGUGAUUCUAUUGGAAGCUAUGACUGAAAGACUUCCAGAACUGUUAUACAAAAACAGAUGUUUUACAACUGUUAAGGCAUACUUGGACGUCUUUGAGACUUUGCUGAUGCAGGAUAAAGCUAAGGAGAACAGUUCAACUCUGAGAGUUUUACUCCCUUUCUUGGGUAACUACUUUUUGUAUCAUUCAGAAACAGGCUCAAUUAAUGGAGCCAAGCAGUUGUGCAUGGCAAAAGUCUAUAAGCUUUUACUGACUUAUGAGUCUGCGGAAAAUAAAAAGUAUUUGUACGAACUUGGUUUAAUAUCUCAUUUUUAUGAAGUUAAAACAGUUGCACUGAAAUUUUUUACUGAGGAUAUUGAUAACGAUAUCUCAACCAAUGAUACUCUUCGUGAUAAGAUAAUAGCUAUUGUAGAUGACAAAACUAGCCCACCAGAUACCAAAUUUCUGUCUGUAAAAGCGUUACAAAUGACUCGUAAUGACGAUGCCUCUCUGGAUAUACUUUAUGAUAUGAUUUUAUCUAAGUCGUCAUCCGACGCUAUAAAAUUGGCUGCCAUUGAGUCUUUUGGUAAAAGUUUUAAUCUGGACAAGAUGCCAUUACUAUUGAAGUUUAUACAGCCCUAUUUACGUGAUGAUGCUUCUGAAGAGUUCAGACUGGCUGCAUUGAACUGUCUGAUUGGUGUCUCUGAAGUUUGUAAGGACGCCACAGUAUUACUGUUCUUAUUCAAAAUGUUAAGUGAUGAUGAUCACUCGCUUAGAUGUUCCGUAGCAGACUUCAUCAAUCAAGAACUAAUAGGAGAGAAGCAUAGUAAGUUAAGUAGAAGUCCUGUUAUUACUUCAGUAUUGUUCCGGAACUAUUUUGUCGAUGCAUUCAAAGAAGAGGAUAUCUUUGAUCCGAUAUUCAAUACAUUGAAGACCUUUUUCAAGGAUGUAGACAUUUAUAGUGAGACAAUAAAUCAGGAUUCAUUUUUGUUGUUUGAAGCGGAGAAGAACAACCAAUAUAGAAAUGAUAUUGAGCAGCACGAGCACUUCGUCAAAAUUCUAACCGCUCUACCAAUGAAACCUUUCCAAUUGGAAAGUAUUUUCGAACUCAUAACUGAACAAUCAAAUGCCUUGAUUGCAUAUCUAGAAGACAAUAAUUACGAAGACGAGCCUCUGGGAUGGUUAUCUAAUCCCGAUGUCCUAGCAAGAUUUGUCCUAUUGAGGAUACUCAUUGAGAAAUUUGUCCCUUCUAGAUUGGAGAGUUUUGGCCAGUUACUCCAUAAGCAUAGGGUUCAUGAAAUUGUUUUCGAUUUUAUACCCAUUUAUACCUGA
Molecule: messenger RNA, 4275 nt
Organism: Kazachstania africana CBS 2517
Lineage: Eukaryota; Fungi; Ascomycota; Saccharomycetes; Saccharomycetales; Saccharomycetaceae
Gene: TRM732
Product: tRNA methylation protein TRM732
Exons: 1
Coding region: 1-4275 (1424 amino acids)
Biological process (GO): tRNA methylation
Cellular component (GO): cytosol
Molecular function (GO): protein binding
Source: RefSeq, a predicted model, not a curated record